AUGGCGCCCUGGUUUGCACUUGUCGAGGCAUGGGCCGUCGCGGCACUCAUCCGCAGUCCAACCUUCAACCGAGCGAUUCAGAAAGCCUACCGCAAGAUCAACAAGAUCCCAGACCACGAGCCAAAGAACGGACUAGGCCGCACCGGCCCCUCGGCCUUGGACCACUUCAGGGACGAAGUAAAGAAUCAGUUCAAGGACCUCACAUGGCAGAAACGAGGGCCUCCCAAAUGA
Messenger RNA from Ascochyta rabiei, 231 nucleotides. RefSeq lists its product as uncharacterized. The record is from RefSeq and is a predicted model, not a curated record. The transcript has 4 exons. Bases 1 to 231 code for a protein of 76 amino acids. Lineage: Eukaryota; Fungi; Ascomycota; Dothideomycetes; Pleosporales; Didymellaceae.